This is a messenger RNA of Brassica oleracea var. oleracea, 1934 nucleotides long. Its product is annotated as rop guanine nucleotide exchange factor 10-like. Lineage: Eukaryota; Viridiplantae; Streptophyta; Magnoliopsida; Brassicales; Brassicaceae. Bases 260 to 1849 code for a protein of 529 amino acids. The transcript is spliced from 7 exons. The record is from RefSeq and is a predicted model, not a curated record. Gene Ontology annotation, molecular function: guanyl-nucleotide exchange factor activity.
AGAACAUCACUGGAAAAAUAUACAGAACAUAAAGUAUUUGUUUUGCUCCACUUAUCUUUUGGUAUGUGUUUUGUUUCAUUCCGUGGUGAAAGAACAGAGACAAUGGAGAGCGAACGGACUAGUUCUUGAUCUGUACGUCUCUUUUGCCUUCUUCUCUUCUCAUUUGUGUAUUUCAUUUGCUUUUUUAUAUUAUGUAAGAUCUGAGAAAGAAAAAAAAAGAGUGUGUGGGGAAAGAUAAAUUGAGAGGAGUAAAUUGGGGAUGGUGAGGACAUUAGGACGUAAAAUAAGCUGGCCAAGAUCUUUCAGUUUUAGAAAGAUGUUUGAUGGUCGGAACUCUGGACAUUCAUCAUUUUCUUAUCGCGGGGAUGGCAGGCAUACCCCGGAGCACGAACUUGCUGUAUGGACUCGUAGAGGCAGGCAAAACAGGACAUCAGACAUGGAAGCAAUGAAGGCAAGAUUCGCAAAACUGCUGCUUGGAGAGGACAUGUCAGGCGGUAGUGAAGGCGUGACAUCUGCGUUAGCUUUGUCAUAUGCCAUCACCAACCUCGCUGAUUCUGUGUUCGGGGAGCAGAUGAAAUUGCAGCCUAUGUAUCCGGAGACUAAAAAGAUUUGGAGGAAAGAAAUGAAUUUGUUAUUGUCUGUGGUUGAUCACAUUGUCCAGUUUGUUCCUUCUAAGCAAAUAGGCAAAAAUGGAGCAUUCACCGAGAUCAUGGUGACCAAACAAAGAGAUGAUUUGCUGAUGAACAUUCCAGCCUUACGCAAGCUUGAUUUGGUUCUUCUCGAGACUUUGGACAACUUUAAGGACCAGAAAGACUUUUGGUAUGUCCCAAGAGAUGUUGAGGAUACAUCGAACAAUGGAGACUGGAGGAGGGAUGAGAACUGGUGGUUACCAGUUGUUAAGGUUCCAUCGGAUGGAUUGUCUGAAGAAUCACGUAAACUGUUGCAAAGUCGAAAAGAUUCUGUGGCACAAGUCCUCAAAGCCGCCACAGCCAUAAAUGAUGUAGUAUUGUCUGAAAUGAACAUUCCUGACAACUACAUUGACUCCCUUCCAAAGAAUGGGAAGACAAUCCUCGGAGAUUUCCUUUACAAGAUCCUAACAGAUGAACACUUUGAUCCUGACUACUUCCUUUCUUUCUUGGAUUUGUCAACGGAACACAAAGUUCUUGAUCUAAAGAACAGGAUUGAAGCCUCCAUGGUAAUAUGGAAGAGGAAGAUGAACCAGAAAGAGAAAGACGGGAAAUCACAGUGGGGAUCCUCUGUUAGCUUGGAGAAGAGGGAGCUUUUAGAGGUCCGAGCUGAGACUGUUUUGGUUAUGCUUAAACACCAAUACCCUGGGAUCCCACAAUCUUCAUUUGAAGUCUCCAAGAUUAAAAACAACAAGGACAUUGGACAGGCGAUUUUGGAGAGCUAUUCGAGGGUUUUAGAAAAUCUUGCUUCCAAGAUCAUGUCAAGAAUAGAGGAUGUUCUUGAAGCUGAUGCGCUAGUUCAAAGACAGAUGAUGGCAGAGGCAGAGAGAAGAUCAGCUGAAAGUGAGGUGGAAUCUGAAUAUGAGGAAACCGAAAAGAUGGAGUCGGCGGAAACGCCAAACUCGAGGAAACUAUCAGAACUCAUAGGGUGGAGAUUGUCAUCAGAUACAAAGAAGCAUUGUUCGAUGAGUGAUAUAGAACUCUUCCACAAAGCUGAGCAGGAGAAGACGAUGGUGAAGUCUCCAAGAGCUUUGGAGAAGCUGAUGAUGAAGUCUCCAAGAGCUUUGGAGAAGCCGAUGAUGAAGUCUCCAAGAGCUCUACCAAAGAAACUUUCAUUUCUAGCAAAGUUAGAGAACAUGAGAAGCCCCACUGAGAGACACUAACAACCAAGUAGAGCAUAGAAGAGAGGAGAGAAAAGAGAGAGAGGACUUUGUACAUAUACAAAAAAAAUGCAGGCAUUGGCUUAGG